Aphis gossypii (cotton aphid) is the source of this 2095-nucleotide messenger RNA. RefSeq lists its product as uncharacterized. NCBI's taxonomy places the organism in Eukaryota, Metazoa, Arthropoda, Insecta, Hemiptera, Aphididae. Bases 422 to 1384 code for a protein of 320 amino acids. The record is from RefSeq and is a predicted model, not a curated record. The transcript is spliced from 4 exons.
UGAUCGAGGCCCACCGCUUACCGACGGCCCGGCAGUCUACUAUCGAAAUCCGACGACGAGCUGCUAAAGCAGCCGACCGACACUCGCGCGUUGCCCACACGCGUCUACAUUGUUACCCGCGAGAUUUAAUAGACAACACUACUUCGAUUAAUCAAAAUUAUUCCCAUUGUAUAACACAUCGUUACUGCUGCUGCUUCCUAACUCGUCGUCCGGUCGCUUUCCACCGUUCGGAUAUCCGUCGUCCCGCAGGAGACCGUGUGCGCGCACGGUCAUGUCCGCGGUCUGCCGUCUGCUGCACGUUAACGGCGACGAGACGGUCGUCCGAGAUCAUCAUCAUCAUCAACGUCACUUCUGCACCAACUGCAGUCGGCAGAACGUCGGCGUCGGCUCGCAGAAAUAGACUGAACCUCCCUUAUCGAGGAUGGUGACGGCCCGUUGCACCCGCGGUCUCACCGCCACUACCGACUGCAGCGCCGGAUUUGGCUACUCCGCGGACGGCAAGCGGACAACGCCGACCACUGACCCCGUCUGCCACUGUUUGGCCUGUUGUUACGUCACCGCGACCGUCGCGCCCAGCCCGCGACCGGCGGUGGCCUCGACCACCGGAAGAAAGACGACGGCCGCGCGGGUGGAAGCGGAAGAAUCGCCAAGCUGCGAGCCGCCGUCCGAGGCCGCGGCGUUCGUCGCCUCCGCCACCGCGGCGGCGUUCGUCUUGCUGGCCGCUCUGCUGGCCGUUGUGCUGUCGUCGGCCGCGCUCUUGACCGUCGCGUCAAUGGUGCCGAUGGCCGACGCGGCCGCCCGCGAACUCCGCGGUCCCCAGGCCGCCGAUUACAUCCACCUGUGGCACCAGCAACAGCAGCACAAGCGGCUGUACGACGCCGGCGACGCGUCGAGACUGAAGAGACAGCUGUUCAACAAGAACGCGAACAGUGAGCCCGGAGUCGUAGCUUUGACGUUCUCGCUGAUCGGCGGUACUAUUUCGGACGCUCGUCAAGCGUUCCGGAACGUGUCGAGCAUCGUGCGGGACACGAUCGGCGAGGCGUCCAGAGAUCCCACGGCCAGCAGCACGGCGGCCGGGGAUCAGAUGAUGAUGGCCGCGGCCAACACGGCGGACAACGAGAUCGGCGGCGGCGGCGGAUCGGCGUCCACCACUCCGGACCCUAGGAUAGCCGGCCAAACGCUGGGCAAGCUGUUAGGCCGCAACUAUCGCGGUCUGCGCCGGCUGUUCAACUCCGAGCUCCGGUCCGCGGUCAAGAAUUCGCCGGGCAACAUCCGCGAUUUCGCCGUCGAGUUGAUGGGCUCCAUCGGGCAGAGCCUCAGACCGUCCAAUCUGUUUUCUCGUGGGCAGAUAAACGAUACCACGACCACAGCCGGUCGGCGAUAGGAAAGCGUCGACGGAAAACAGGAAAAGUCUAUGUCCGAGUCGAAGCCAGUCAGAGCCGUCGGCGACAACGAUAGCAAUGCAAUCUCGUCGGCCCACGACACGUCGCAACGUCAUAACCAUUAUAUUAAUUAUAAAUCAUAAUAUUACGCGGCCAUGUAUUAUUCCGUCUAUCGGUCGUAAACCAUAUUAUUAUAAAUCGUGUGACCGAUUGAAUAUUAAUGUGUGGAUCGAUAUUUGUCAUAAGUUAUAUAGUCAUCGUUAUAUAGUAAAUAAUACGGUAGUUUGUAGUUUUUGAACCAUGUAUUAUACUAUUAGAGUACAACUAGAACGUAGGUACCAUUUUUUUUUUCUUUUUCUGUAAACGCACUGGUCAUAGGAGUCGGAGUGAUUACAUUAUAUGCAUAUAAUAUGUGUAUUGCUCUGAUCCGCCAUAAUAAUCUUAGGGCGUAUGCUAUAUGCGUACGCGUAAUCCAUAGUACAUGUGUGUAUAUAUUUAGUAUUAUUUUUACCAUUAUUAUUAUUAUUAUUAUUGUAUUGUAUUAUUUCACGUAAGACUCAACAGACUCAACGUGUUAUGCGUAUAACGUGUAAACAAUUUUAUUAGCAUUUUAGUAAACAAUUUCACAAUGUAGCCAUGUUGCACGUGAUAAAAUUGGUGUACGACGCGCUUUGAUUGAUUAUUUAUUUGAAAUAUAUUAUAUUUGUAUACGA